CAGUGGCUUUAUUAUCUACACAAUUAUUUCACCAUAAUAUUCAUUUUAAAAAUGCAUUUUGGGGAUGCUCUUGAAGGAAUAUAGGCGAGAGUUCGCAGCGCACUCGAUAACAUAAUUGUUACAGUACAAUUCAAACAUGACAACGAGCAAAGAAGGGACAUUUCCCUUUUGCAUAAGGCCAAACCUGUAAAUUCCGAGAAUAAGCUGACAAUGGGUUCUUGGAAAGCUAUAUAAACAAGUGUUUGCGCAUUUGGAUACACAGCAAGCUCAGCUUCUGGUGUAGAAGGCAGAUCAAACACGAGGAAGGUAAGCUGAAAACAGGAACGAUGUCAUUGGAAAAAGAAAUCGAAGGCAGUAAGGUAGCAGACGUAGAAAAUGAUGAAGAGGUGGACCUGGUACAUCCGUCAAAACAAAGCAAUAGCAAUGACAGUAAAGCCACACCAAAUGAAAGCAAAAGUAAGCGAUGGGCCUUUCGUAACAAAAUGCGGUAUGACAACAAGCACGUUUUAAUGAGAUUCGGCGGCGGAGGGAACAAAGCCGAGCCUAAAGGAGUGUACAUGACGGUGACAAGCGAUGUCCCUUGCCUGAAGGUGCCCAACAAAGAAAAUACUAACAAAUUUGCCAAGUCCGUGAAAAAAUCUUUUACCCCCAAGAAUGUGAAACAGAACAUAAAAGAACAGAUGAAUUCCAAGACCCCUAAAAUGCAAGUAGCUAGUGUGAGCGUCAGCACGUCCGCGGCACUCAAAAUGAUUGAUACAUUUGAUCGACCGGGGGACUCUGAGGCGAACAAGACGUUCAGUAGGUCCGACAAGUAUGCCUGGUGCGAGGAUAAGCAUGGAAGGCGAAUACCCAAGGCCGGUGCAUUCGCCGAGGCUGGAGUAGGCGAGGCAAAGGCAGAGUACAGUAUCUUCGAGGCAGCUGCGAGAGGUCCUAACGCUGGCGCAAGCGCGGAAGCAAGUGUCUUAGGGGUCAAAGCUAUGGCGACGGCUGGUAUCGGCACAGCGUCCGCUCAGGCAGGUCCUAUUGGAGUAAAAGUCGGCUUGGCCCUUGAUACAGGUGUUGGGUUAGGGGUCGAUGGAUUCGAAGCCAAGUUUCUCGGGAUAGGCUUUAGUGUUGGUCCUAAAACAAGCAUAUCGUUGCUUGGCAACGAGGUCUCGUGCUGCAUCCAGUGAGAAU
Messenger RNA from Nematostella vectensis (starlet sea anemone), 1176 nucleotides. RefSeq lists its product as uncharacterized. The record is from RefSeq and is a predicted model, not a curated record. NCBI's taxonomy places the organism in Eukaryota, Metazoa, Cnidaria, Anthozoa, Actiniaria, Edwardsiidae. Bases 327 to 1172 code for a protein of 281 amino acids. The transcript has 4 exons.